Astrephomene gubernaculifera is the source of this 1495-nucleotide messenger RNA. The record is from the annotation of a GenBank genome assembly. NCBI's taxonomy places the organism in Eukaryota, Viridiplantae, Chlorophyta, Chlorophyceae, Chlamydomonadales, Astrephomenaceae.
CUAGCAAGCUGCCUGUACGUUCCGCCUCUAUGAUACUUUACAGACGGCGCGAAGACUGCGAAACCACAUGCUCAGCCUAGCUGCAAAGGCAUCAGCAGCGUGCAGGUGGCCUAGCAGGCCAUCCCUCUUGAAACGCCAAGCUUUACUUGUGCGCAGGCUUGCAUACGUCGCGGGGACUGCAGCAAGCCAUUCCAUGGCACCAGAACGCGUCUUCCCGAUCCGACGGGGAACAAAGCUUGUCAUCAAGCAAGGCGACAUCACAAAUGAGGACGUGGACGCUAUCGUGAACGCAGCCAACGAGCGCAUGCUGGGCGGUGGCGGAGUGGAUGGAGCCAUCCACCGGGCCGCGGGGCCGCAGCUGGUGCGUGCUUGCGCGCAGGUACCCGAGGUUGAACCCAACGUGCGCUGCCCGACGGGUGAAGCCCGCAUCACACCCGGCUUCAACCUGAGGGCCCGUCACGUGAUUCACACGGUGGGGCCCAUCUACGAGAGCGCUGAGGAGUCGGCGCCGCUGCUGGCUAGCGCAUACAGGAGCUCCAUGCAGCUGGCGCUGCAGCAGGGGCUGGCCAGCGUGUCCUUCCCCGCCAUCAGCACCGGGGUGUACGGCUACCCCUUUGAGGAGGCGGCGCAGGUUGCGUUGGCGGCAGUGGAUGGCGCCUUGGGGGCCACCGGGGAGGGUGCCGGCGUCAGGGAGGUUCGCUUCGUGCUGUUCGGACAGCGGCUGUACGACGUGUUUGUACGGGCAGCUGAGGAGCUGUGUCGGGACAGGGGGACAGAGGGUGCAGAGGAGGGGAAGGCUGGGGAGGAGGAGGGGAAGGGUGGGGAAGAGGGGAAGGCAGGGGAGGAGGGGACGGGGGCGAAGGCUGAGGGCGCGGAUGAAGGCAAGGAACCAGCCCGGGAGAAGGCGACGGAUGGGGGUGAUGAAGCUGCGCAGCAAAAGGCAUCAGAGCUGUGAUGCCCUGAGGGUGGGUCAGAAGGCAUGACGGCAGAGGAUUAUAUGGAGUAUGGAGUGUGGAGGGCAGGGAUGAGGAGCUGUGUCGGUACCUAGCCGUUAUGUUGUGACUUGCUGCACUCGUCAACUGCUGCAACGCUUAGCUACCCCAGCGAAGUGUAAGACGGCUGAUGACUAUUGCUCCUUUGACGCGAGUGACGUGCCUUUCCUGGAAGUGCAUAGCGUCAGCGCCUUUUUAGGCUACAGAAGAAAUAUGUCUUUAUCACGUUUCCUAUUUAGGGGAUAUAUCUGUGUCGGAUUCUUGCUGGCUUUUGGGGUGCAGCGGUUGACCGCACCACAGUCCAUAUCUGUGAGGGACUAACUUGUAGAAGGUGAUGUAUGGAAAAGCGUGUAUACGGUAGCUGCAUGUGAAGUGCCCACUGGGUAUGAUGGGUGUCCUUUCAGCACAAACCACUGACCUUUGCGCGCUCGUGACCCUGUCGUCAGCCCUCCCAAGCGUGGCGCGCAACAUGUUUACAACACGAUGUCCAUAUAGGGUUGCAU